This is a messenger RNA of Notechis scutatus (mainland tiger snake), 3124 nucleotides long. NCBI's taxonomy places the organism in Eukaryota, Metazoa, Chordata, Lepidosauria, Squamata, Elapidae. The record is from RefSeq and is a predicted model, not a curated record.
CGCCCGCCAUUUUCUCGCUGUGGAUGGCGGCGUCAGGGAGGCCGCAGCGGCCACUGCCCGGCGCGGGGUCGCGGUGAGGCGACUCCGGGGCGGCCUCUUCCUUCUCCUCCUCCUCCGGUUUUCGAGCGGCGACUUCUUCGGGCCAUGUACACCGGCCGGGCGAGCGGGGCCGAGGCCUCGGCGGCGCCUGCCGGACGGUCGGUGGGAACGCUCCCGUUAGCGGCGGCGGCGGCUUCGCCCAGCGGCCCCAGCGGCGGCGAAGGCGGGAGCGGCGGAGGCGGCGGCGGGGUGGUCGUCGGUGGCCGCGUGGAGCUGCUAGUCUUCGGCUACGCCUGCAAGCUGUUCCGCGAUGACGAGAAGGCGCUCCAGCAGGAACAAGGCCGCCACCUGAUCCCCUGGAUGGGCGAGGCCUCCAUCAUGAUCGAUAGAUAUGAUGGGCGUGGCCACUUGCACGAUCUUUCCGAAUACGACGCCGAAUAUUCCACCUGGAACAGAGAUUACCAUUUGUCUGAAGAGGAAGCUCGAAUCGAAGCUCUCUGUGAUGAAGAGAGGUAUUUAGCCUUGCGUACAGACUUGCUUGAGGAAGAGGCAAGGCAAGAGGAAGAAUAUAAGAGGCUGAGCGAAGCUUUGGCUGAAGAUGGGUCCUAUAAUGCAGUGGGAUUUACCUACAGUAGUGAUUAUUAUGAUCCCUCAGAACCCACUGAGGAAGAAGAACAUCCGUUCAAGGCCAAAGUGGCUGUAACCAAGGCCGAAAGCGUAGAAGAAAACGAAGAGCCCUUUAUCGCCCCUUUGGGAUUGAGUGUACCUUCCGAUGUGGAACUGCCUCCCACGGCCAAAAUGCACGCCAUCAUCGAACGGACGGCGAAUUUCGUCUGCAAGCAGGGAGUCCAAUUUGAGAUUAUGCUGAAAGCAAAACAGGCUCGUAACUCCCAAUUCGAUUUCCUUCGGUUUGAUCACUACCUCAAUCCUUACUACAAAUUUAUUCAGAAAGCCAUGAAGGAAGGGCGCUACGCUACUUCUUCGGAGAAGAAAAAAGAGGAGGAAAAAAAUGCAAUGGAAGAUGACGAUGAUGAUGACGAUGACGACAACGAAGGCAAUUAUCUGCAUCCCAGCCUUUUCGCUUCUAAGAAACGGAGCAGGCUAGAAGAGCUGAUGAAGCCGCUGAAGGUGGUGGAUCCUGAUCACCCGUUGGCAGCCCUUGUUCGCAAAGCCCAAGCCGAAAACGCCAGUGCUGCGUCUCAGGCGGGUGAAGGCACAACCGCUCCGUCGUCCCAAAUGGAAUAUUCUUCCGAUCCAACAAUGGCAGCCAUGUACUACAGCUAUUACAUGCUGCCCGAUGGAACGUACUGCCUCGCCCCACCGCCGCCAGGGAUUGACAUGGCUACUUACUACAGCGCCUUGCCAGCGGGUGUGACGGUGUCAAGCACCACUGGCGUAGCCACCAUCACAGCGCCUCCGCCUCCCGGCACGACGCCACCACCAUCGUCUUUGGAAGCCAGUGAAGACACGAGUGGCGCAUUACCUGGCACAAGCACUUCAGCGAGCUCAAUUCCUCCAGUGGUUGCCGUCAUUCCUCCACCUCCAGAUAUCCAACCUGUAAUUGACAAGCUAGCUGAGUAUGUUGCGAGAAAUGGGAUUAAAUUUGAAACCAGCGUUCGUGCCAAGAAUGAUCCGAGAUUCGAAUUUCUGCAGCCUUGGCACCAGUACAACGCCUACUACGAAUUUAAGAAACAGUUCUUCCUUCAGAAAGAGGCCAGUGACAGCUCAAAGCAGGUCGCCUCUUUGUCGGAGGACGUCUCUACCGACGCGCCCACCGCGGCACCUGGAGAGACCGAGUUUCCUGCUGAGCAGAGUCCUGAAGACGCCGAUUCAGCGGCUCAAGGAAAUAGUGCAAAGGACCCAGCUGCCAUCAAAAUUAGCAACGAUGGCAAACUGAUAAAGGUGUCAUUUGCACCCAUCAGCUUUGCAAUCCGGGCCAAAGAAAACGACAUGCUCCCCUUGGAGAAGAACCGGGUGAAGCUGGACGACGAUACCGACGAGGAGGAGGAAGAAGGCAAAGAGGGCCAGGAGAACGCCAGCAGCAGCUCCACCAGCGCCACCCUCCUUACCCCUUCCGGCAGCGCCCCGGAAGAAAAAAAGCCCCAGCUGACCCAGGAAGAGCUGGAAGCCAAGCAAGCAAAACAGAAGUUAGAAGACCGGUUGGCAGCUGCAGCAAGAGAAAAACUUGCCCAGGCUUCCAAAGAAUCGAAAGAGAAACAGCUUCAAGCAGAACGAAAGAGAAAAGCCGCCCUCUUUUUGCAGAAUCUGAAGAAUCCGCUGGCAGACAUGGAAGUCGAAAAAAUGGAGGAAAGUGCCUUUAAUAUGGAGAAACCUAAAGAUCCUCAAAAUCCUUCCAGGGUGAAUUUAAUUUUCCCCUGUCGCCCAUUCAGGUCCCGCUCAAGAUCACCAAGAAGACGGGCACACACACCCGAAAGGCAUCGGGAAGAAAGGAGUGUCCCGACUGCCUAUCGUGUGAGCAACAGCCCAGGCAUCAGCAGACGACGCACCCGUUCCAGAAGCCCGCACGAAAAGAAGAAGAGGCGGUCGCACUGUCACGUCAAGUCCAAAGCGAGGUCCCACUCACCUUCCGUCUCGCCGGGGAAACAACCCGCCCAUAAGAAUUCCAGUCACUCGGCCAGCAUCUCUCCCGUGGAGAGUCGAGGAUCCAGCCAAGAGCGUUCUGGGGGAGUGCCUCUGGAAAAAGAAGGCCAGAUCUCUUCUGCCAUUGUGUCGUCCGUUCAGAGUAAAAUCACUCAGGAUCUUAUGGCCAAGGUGAGGGCGAUGCUUGCAGCUUCUAAAAAUAUUUCAACCAGUGCCUCUUGAGACGGAAAGAUGGAAGCUCUAGAAGGAACAGAAAGUCCUCGUUAGCUGCAGGGGAAAAGAGUCUUCUUGCAACAGUGCUGAGUUGCAAAACUUCCUUUGCAGGAAAAAGCAGCUGUGGGAAGAGGGAGCCUUUGUAAAUUAUGUUCUGAUUGGUUUCUCAGUAAGAAUUUUACAACAAGCGGUGCCUGUAUAUUUGUAAAUACGACAUUCCGGAGAGUGUUACACAAAUAAAUAUGCAGAGAAAUCCUUUUUAUUAGCUAAA